AAAAGGAAAAAUAAUUACGUAAUCUACAAUUUUAAAAAGUUUGAAAACUUAAAAACGUCGACCCAAAGGUAAACCUAUGUCUGAUAUCGCCUUUGAGAAUGGACAGCCUACAUACGAGGGCGGUACGAUUUUCAAGUGUUUUCGAGAUAACGGCAACGGUCUCCUCUUCCGCAUCGUAAAUGAUGAUAAGAAGGAAUGGGUGUUUUACAACGAUACUACAAACUACAAUAUGGUGGUGCACGUAGCUUUUGGCAAAGAUAGUGAAAUUGAGGCGCUGGAGGAUACCCAGAUGAAUCAAGAUGAAGAAUCAAAUGAAUAUAAAUGUGAACUACAUAUACCACCGUUGGAGACAAAGAUGUUCAUUAGUGGUGUGCCCAAUGGCUACAAGAUGAACUUUGAAGCCAAUCCUAUUCCUAAAUAGGUGAGAAAUGUAUAGUCUUUUAAAUCCCUUAUAUGCAUAUAUAUAUAUAUAUAUGUAUAUAUAUACAACUAUAUAGAGAAAAAAAAUUGAUUCAUUUUUUUAAAAAGUUUUGUGUAAUGAUAUCUUGAUGAUAAUUAUAUAUUUAAGAUCUGUGGAAACGUUACUCUUAAUUUUACUUCAUAAAUUUUCCACGAUUGGCGUUUCUGCUGCCUUUAUAAUUUCCGUCGAACUUGAAACCUUUUCUCUUGAUCCUUUCAUGACCCUGUGUGGGGGUUCGUGUGUUUUGGUGCUUUCCAAGGAUCUUGCUCAACUAUAUCCACUAAAAGAUACAGAUUGCGGCAUAAAGUAGCACAUUACCUACA
Messenger RNA from Phytomonas sp. Hart1, 783 nucleotides. Lineage: Eukaryota; Euglenozoa; Kinetoplastea; Trypanosomatida; Trypanosomatidae. The record is from the annotation of a GenBank genome assembly.